Messenger RNA from Neoarthrinium moseri, 2553 nucleotides. RefSeq lists its product as uncharacterized. The transcript has 3 exons. Gene Ontology annotation, molecular function: DNA binding; protein heterodimerization activity; TBP-class protein binding. The record is from RefSeq and is a predicted model, not a curated record. Gene Ontology annotation, cellular component: SAGA complex; transcription factor TFIID complex; SLIK (SAGA-like) complex. NCBI's taxonomy places the organism in Eukaryota, Fungi, Ascomycota, Sordariomycetes, Amphisphaeriales, Apiosporaceae. Bases 1 to 2553 code for a protein of 850 amino acids. Gene Ontology annotation, biological process: DNA-templated transcription initiation; RNA polymerase II preinitiation complex assembly.
AUGAACCAGCCGCCGCCGCAGCAAGCUGGCCCCGCGCAGGGCCAGCAGAUGCGCAUCCCCAUGUACCGGCCGGAGCAGAUGAGAACCCUCGAGAUCCUCUCCGACACCGACAAGGAGAAGUACGAGAAGGGCCUCCGCGGCCUGUACGAUACCAUGGAGAAGAACGCCCCGGACACGCCCCAGCACAUCGAGGCCAGGAAGAAGAUCAUAGAGUUCUCCCGCAUGGUCUUCAGCAAGGUCACCAACAUGCGCCGAGCCCAGGUUCAGGGAGGCCAGCCUGGCCAGCCCCAGAACCCUGCCCUCGCCGCUCAGCGUGCCGCCAUGGCUCAAGCCCAGGCCCAGGCGCAACAACAGCAACAGCAGCAACAGCAACAGCAACAGCAACAGAGAGCCGUGAACCCUGGCAAUCCCGCUGCGAAUGGCGGGACUCCCGCUGCUGGCGGUGCUCCGCGUCCGGCAGGACCUCCAGCCGGCCAGUCGGGCGUGACGCCGCAGCUUCUUCAACAUAUCAACUCUCUGAAGCUGGUGCCCCCUGCUCAGUUUGCCAACGAUCCCGAGAAGGCCCAAGCAUGGCGGCAAGGGAUCAAAGACAAGUAUAUUCGUGCUCUUCAAAUUAUGGAGUCGUCAAGCAAGCGGAUAGGACAGCUUCAAGCCAUCGCCAAGGACCGCCAGGCGAAGGGCAACCCCUUCUCUCCAGAGGAGCAACAGAAAUACCUCACCGAGAUCGAAAACUCGAAGAAGGCCCACGGCGAGGCCAAGCGAUUCGUAGAGAGCGUGAGGAACUCUUCACAACAGCAAGAGAGUGCUGCCCAACAACCCCGGCCCCAGCAGACUCCCAAUGCUGGAAACCCCAUGCAGGCGGCGACGGCUUCCGUCAACGCAGCCAUGGACGCAGCCAAGAACAUGCAGUCGGCAGCAGCUGCUCGUCCGGGCGUUCCUCAGACACCCAGCACAUCGGCGACAACAGCACCGGCGACCCAGGCGACGGCGCCUUCCACCCAGGCCCAACCCGCGGCUGCCCCGCAGGCCCAUGUUAAGAUCGAGCCCGGUACACACCCGCACCCUCCCCCGGUGAAUACUGCACUUGCAGCCGCUUCAAAUGCACAUAUGCCGUCGGCGGGUACUCCCACUCAGAAUUCGGCGCGUGUCCAGACCCCUCAGGCUGCAACACCAACAACUGCUGGGCCACCAGGCGCUGCCAGACCACUUACCCACCAGGCUGCGAUGCAGAUCGCAAACCACAGACAAUCGACAGGCUCCAUUCCGACUCUCAAUCAACCCGGAAGUGCAGGAGGUGCACCGGCUACUACGCCUGGAUCCGCUGGCAUCGCGCCGGGUGCAACACAACAAGGUCACCCACACGCGCACCCCACCCCCGCUGCAGGCGUCGCUGUCCAGAAGAUGCCCAUCCCAAAGCAGCUGCCCGAAAAAUUACAGCAGGUUCCUCAGCCUGUUGCGACUGGCGGCGGAGUUCCACCUGGUCGCCCGACUCUUGGAGGUGGCAUCGGUAUCAGCGGAGGCACCAUGAAUCAACCUCAAGUUCCCAAGAACCCGGCGUACUCGUUUGAGACCGAGGGUGAGCAUGUGAUGAACAAGAAGAAGCUGGAUGAGCUCGUCAGACAGGUGUGCGGCGGCGGUCCACCUGGACAAGAUGGCAACUACUUGACCCCAGACGUUGAAGAGUCCAUUCACCAGGUUGCUGAUAAUUUUAUUGACAAUGUCUGUCACAUGGCUGCCCGACUUGCCAAGGAGCGCGGGUCCAAGGUCCUCGAAACGCGCGACCUGCAGCUAGUGCUUGAGCGCGUCUACAACAUCCGCAUCCCCGGCCUCACAUCUGACGAGUUGCGCACCGUUCGCCGGCCGCAGCCCAACGCGGCUUGGAUCAACAAGGAGCCUCGUCCUGGUGCCGGCGCUCCUGGAGCUCGUGGCAAUCAGGCCAAAACCGCGGGCCCCGCCGUCGACAAGGCCCACGGCAUGGCUUUUCACAGAGUCCUGAAGAAUCCCAAAAGCCAGAAGGCAAAGGCACGUGCCGAUGCCCCCGUUGUCACUCCUGAUACGGCUGGUGAUUGCGAGGCGCCUGCCGUUGGGUCCACCGCCAUUCAAUCCGAGGUCAAUCGAUUUGGCACCGCUGGACGAGCUGGAGUUGCAGAUCCGUCAGCUUUUGGCCUGCGCAGUCCUCUACCGAUCACCUCUAGCUACACGACCACCGCCAGACCCCAGGCCCCGCAGCCUGCCCCCUUCUUCAACUCGAUUGCACCUGUGAGCCAAGGCCAGACCGCAGUGGAGUCUUCGAACAGCUUCAGCAACGUCUUUGCGCCAGCUGCUGGCUAUGAGCCCAUGGACACCAGCGGGCCUAUGCUUGGUCUUCAGUCUGAUUCUGCCCCCUCGGUUGGCCCUCCUGUAGCCUCCGGUCCGGUUGUCAACGUUUUCAACGGUGCAUACGCAUCAUCGGCCAAUGACAACACGGCGUACACUAACCUCGCACAUGGCGCAUGGCACACCGCGGCCGGCGCUACGACUGCUGCUGAGCCGGAAGACUCGGAAGAGGAGUAG